Molecule: messenger RNA, 3574 nt
Organism: Manis pentadactyla (Chinese pangolin)
Lineage: Eukaryota; Metazoa; Chordata; Mammalia; Pholidota; Manidae
Gene: CHTF18
Product: chromosome transmission fidelity factor 18
Exons: 21
Coding region: 59-3058 (999 amino acids)
Cellular component (GO): nucleus
Molecular function (GO): single-stranded DNA helicase activity; DNA binding; DNA clamp loader activity
Source: RefSeq, a predicted model, not a curated record
GACGCUUGCUGGAAAAGCGCGCGGCGGCGCGGAGGUUCGGAGCGGGCGGCCGGGUGCCAUGGAGGACCGAGGGCGCGCGGCGGGCGGCGCCGGGGACGAUUUCCUCAGCCAGUUCGCGGCCGAGCUCGAGGUGCUGGCCGAGCUGGAAGGGACGGCGGCCCCGUACCUCCCCGCGGGCGCUCGGCCCCUGCCGGCGCUCCACGAGGCCGCUGCUGGAGGGGACGCCGGCGCUCCCCGCUCUCCUGACGGACAUCCGGGGACACGCGAGGGCGUAGCCACCAAAAGGCCGCUGGACCCCCACGUCGGGCCGGUCGGGCCCCUGCCCCCCAGUACUUCCACAGGGGACCCCGGCGCAGGGUGGGGUGUGGGGCUGCGGCCGUGCCUCCCUUCCUCCCGUGUCUCCCCAGCCCCCCGAGUCAAGCGGCCCAGGCUGGAGGCUGUCAAGAGGCUGAACUUUGGGCCUGAAGACUCGGAAGAGCCGCUCCUUCCCGACUCCCCCCCUGGGGGCAUCACACCCCCGCUGAGUCCCGAGGCCCCCCACGAGCUGUGGGGUGACGGGCUCCCAGACGCGGGGGUCACACGGGCCUCCCCAGCCACCCGCGGUGCCGUUCUGAGGCGGCCCCCAGUCCUGGAGGACUAUGUCAGCGUGACCUCCACGGGAGGCAGCCGGGCGUUUCUGGUGCUGGGGGCCGACCCCACGGGCACUGGGGUGCAGAGCCCUCUCCUUAGCUUUGACGUCCGGUGGCGCUGCCGUGGCCAGCUAGACCUGCUGGGUGUGUCCUUCGCCUCCCUCAAGGAGCAGGUGGACAGCGAGCGGCGGCAGCGACUGUUUGAGGAUGCCCAGCGGCUCUCAGACACGCUGAACAGCCUCAGAGAGGAGGAGGCUCAGCCCCUGCGGACCCCCGAGGGGGAGCCGGUUGACAGCCAAGACGCGUCCCAGCACUGCCUCUGGGUGGACACGUUCGCACCCCGGCGCUACACGGAGCUGCUCAGUGAUGACUUCACUAACCGCUGCCUCCUCAAGUGGCUGAAGCUGUGGGACCCAGUGGUGUUCGGCAGAGAGAGGCCCGCCCGGAAGCCCAGGCCCAGUGUGGAGCCAGCCUGGGUUGGCAAGGAGGCCACAGCCUCCAGCAGGUGGAAGAGCCACCAGCAAGCGCUGGAGGACAUGCUGGAGGCCGAGCCGGACCCGAGCCAGCGGCCCCGGCAGAAGGUGGCACUGCUGUGUGGCCCCCCUGGGCUGGGCAAGACCACGCUGGCCCAUGUGAUUGCACGGCACGCUGGGUACUCCGUAGUGGAGAUGAACGCGAGUGACGACCGCAGCCCUGAGGCCUUCCGCAUGCGCAUCGAGGCAGCCACGCAGAUGGAGUCGGUGCUGGGUGCUGGCGGGACUCCCAACUGCCUGGUCAUUGAUGAAAUUGACGGAGCCCCCAUGGCUGCUGUCAACAUUCUCCUGGGCAUCCUGGACCGGAAGGGCCCGCAGGAGGCAGAGCCAGGGGGUCUGGCUGUGCCCACAGGCGUGGGUCGGCGGCGCUGGGCAGAGGGGGUGCUCCUGAUGAGGCCUAUCGUCUGCAUCUGCAACGACCCGUUCGUGCCCUCCCUGCGGCAUCUGAAGCAACAGGCCUUUCUGCUCCACUUUCCGCCCACCCUGCCAUCAAGGCUCCUGCAGCGGCUCCAGGAGCAGAUCUGCCUGCGGCAGGGCAUGCAGGCUGACCCGGGUGCACUGGCAGCCCUCUGUGAGAAGACGCACAAUGACAUCCGGGCCUGUGUCAACACCCUGCAGUUCCUUCACGGGCAGGGCCAGCGGGAGCUGAGUGUGCAGGCUGUGCAGACCACGCACAUUGGCCUCAAGGACCAGCGCAAGGGACUCUUCUCCGUGUGGCAGGAAGUGUUCCAGCUGCCGCGGACCCAGAGGCAGCGUGGCGGCCCAGACCCAGCCCUGCUGUUCCCCACGUUCCUGCUCAGUGGCGGGCCCAUGGGUGGGGGCCCGCGGGCCGCGGAGCGGCCCCUGACCUUGACUUCACAGCGCCUCUACCGCAUUCUGUACGUGGCUGCCUCCGCAGGGGAGCAUGAGAAGGUGGUCCAGGGCCUGUUUGACAACUUCCUGCGCCUGCGGCUACGGGACUCCAGCCUCGGCACUGUGUGCACGGCCCUUGACUGGCUGGCCUUCGACGACAUGCUGGGCCGGGCCGCCCACCGUGGCCAGAGCUUUCAGCUGCUGCGCUACCUGCCCUUCCUGCCUGCCGCCUUCCACCUGCUCUUCGCCUCCAGCCGCACGCCGAGAGUCGUCUUCCCCAGCAGCCAGCAGGAGGCCCAGAGCCGGACCAGUCGGAUGCAGAACCUGAUCCAGACGCUGGUGUCGGGCAUUGCACCGGCCACCCGCAGCUGGGCUGCACCCCAGGCCCUGGUCCUGGACACGCUCUGCCUGCUUCUGGACAUCCUGACGCCCAAGCUGCGGCCUGUGAGCACUCAGCUGUUCAGUGCCCGCGAGAAGCAGCAGCUGGCCAGCCUGGUGGGCACCAUGCUUGCUUACAGCCUCACCUACCGCCAGGAGCGCACGCCCGAUGGGCUGUAUGUCUACAGGCUUGAGCCGAAUGUGGAGGAGCUCUGUCGCUUCCCUGAGCUGCCCACCCGCAAGCCCCUCACCUACCAGGCCCAGCAGCUCAUCGCCCACGAGAUCGAAAUGGAGAAGAUGCGGCGGGCAGAAGCCCGGGCUGUGGGCAGCCCCCAGCAGGUGGAUGAGGGGCCUCUGGGGAACGAGGGUCUGCAUGGGGUUGCUGAGGAGGAAGGACUGCAGUCACCUACCCUGUGUAGCCACAAGCAGCGGCUGGAGCGCAUUGUGAAGAGAGUGGGCGUGGAGGAGCAGCCCGAGAGGGAUUUCUUCGGUCGCGUGGUUGUCAGGAGAGCAGCAACCCUGAGCGCAGAGGACGCAACCCCCGAGUUCGACACGGCUGAGCAGCGCAUGGGCACGGCGGUGGGCCGGAGUGACGUCUGGUUCCGCUUCAAGGAGGGCGUCUCCAACGCCGUCAGGCGCGGCCUGUACAUCAGGGACCUGCUGUAGCCGGGGCUGCACCGGCACCGGGAUCUGCUGGACCCGUCCACACGGGACGCCCUGAUCCUCGCCGGAUGCCCCGGGGCCCACACCUGAUGCCGCUCGCUGUCCACUAGGAACACACCACAGCACCGCGCCUGUGAACAAUCUUUAUAAAAGCCACACCUUCACAGAGUCGUCCUGAGAGCUGGUGUGAGGCGGGGCGGGCCUCAGAGGAUAGCACACUUGCCCUUCUCCACCCAUGGGUUGUUCUUCAUCAGGUCGGGGUUCAGGAAGGGGUCCUUGGGGAUCCCGUCCUCGAUCCACUUGAUGAGCCUGUGGGUGUCGGGGGGAGUGGGCAGGUGGGCAGCCAGUCCCCAGAAGUGCCCAGUGGCAAUGUGUGGGUGUGGCCUCGGCUCAUGCAAAUGUGCAGAGGCAUGGAAACGAGAUGCAAGCCGGCUGAGGGUGGGGCGGGGCUCCUGGGGUCCUGGGGACUCACUCUGGGAUGGUCUUGGACGACAUCUCCCUAUUGAAGGCCAGCUGGUG